AUGGCUGAGAUCACCGCUUUAGAUGCCCUCCAAGCCUUCCACCAAGGGCUUCUAUCAUUACGCGAAGGUCGCGUCGAAGGCGCAGAGGCACUGGGCAAUGAGUUCCUGGUUCAAGUUUUCGAGACAGAGUUAGGGAAGUUCUGGGAUAAGCCAGCGAGGAAGGGAGAUAACAGAAAUGCUGUCAAAUCUGGCAAGGUUGUCAUCGAUAGCGACGAAUACUCGAUAAACGAAAACUUCCAACAAGAUGUUCUUACUUUCUCCGACGAAGUAGAGCUCGAUGAGCUUGAAUCUACACGAUGCCUAUUGGAAUCGCAAGAAGACACAAACACAUUGGGUCGAUCGCUCCUCGAGUGCGCCAUCAUCCGAUUUCACCAACAGCGAAAAUAUGUUCUCGAUAUCGUGCGACUCCUCCUCGAAUUAGAAGGUCUCGACGAUGAUCUUGCCGAUACAGAAGCGCUCGAAAGUGUCAAGCUAUAUGUUGCUGAACGCUUGCUUCAGCCCAGCAUGGGUGCAGACGCUACAAAACGAAUUGUACCCAGGUGCAUGGCAUCGAUGAGGGAGAUCAAGAUGUGGCUUCAGAAGAUAGGAGACAAGAUUGCUGCAGCUCAGACCCUUGGCCAGACUACCACGAGCGGUGUGUCCGAGCAGAUGGAAACUAUCGAAUUCUCCAGAGUCAGCUUGAUGCAGCAGCAUGAGUUGCUGGGUGUGAUUCUUUGUCGAAGCAUUGAAAUGAGACAGGGUUCGACACAAGACUUUCUCGACUUUGUUUCUGUUCUCCAAAAGGUCGACAGGUACGAUGCUUUACUGGUUCAUCUCGUUCCAUCUAUAGGAGCAUACAUUUCGGUCUUCGGGUCCGCUGAAGGAGGGCACGACCUUAUCAAAGCCCGAGAACUGCACGGUAAGCUCUUCCCUGCAGACAGCUCUCCAUGGCCGUUGUCACAGCUGCAAGCCGCUUUUCGGGCUUGGUGGCUUGCAGAGUACAGUGGAUUUUACGUCGAUGACCCCCCCGAGGCAGCAAUUCCUCCUAAUACUGAUCUGGACGAGGAGGACCGACAGCGAUCUAAAGCGUUUCUGGAGUCUCUAAAGGACGGAUCCUUCGACUUCCUGCUCUCUAUUGCGGCCGAUGUCAAAUCUCCGGAUUGGCACGACCCUGUAAGGGCGGGUAUGCGCAAGUGGCUCCAGCGAAAGUCGCCUGCUCUUGCCCCCGAUGCUAUUCCUUUUGCCGAUUUCUUCCAGAUGAGCCUUAUGUUGCAGCUUGAGGUGUUUGUCGAUGGCUUUAUAUCCAACCUUCCCGACGUGCUACGAAAGCUUCGCGUGGAAGAGGACGAGCAACGGCAGUCCAGUCAGACACACGAGCAGGAUUUGGACCUUGAAAGGUUCUUGCUCAUCAUUGCAUAUGCUUACGAGGGACGACCCGACGCUGCCAUGAACUUCUGGUCUGAUCCCGAUAGUAACCUGGCUGGCUUUAUGCACUGGGCCUCUCGUAGAGCGUCGACGCCUCUGGUUACGGCUUUUUGCGAAAUGCUCCAGGCUAUUUCAGAGAAUGAAGAAUGCGCCUCUGCUGCGCAUGAGUUUUUGAUCGAUGAGGGCCACCAUUCGUCCGGAAAGAUGAGAAAGUCGCAGUCAUUGACAUGGGCCCAAAUCUUCAAAGAACUUGACUUCUUCUCUGCCAAGAUUAGGCAAAAGCCGACACCACCUCAGGCAAUACGUUAUCGCAAUGAAAAGAUGAGCAGCGAUCAAGCGGAGACAGAACCAGAAUCGGCCAUGAUGCUUGAAUGUUACCUUCGUUUGAUGUCAAAGCUGGCCAGCGAAAGCGAGACGACGCGGCAAUUCCUUCUUCAAAACCCCAACUACAAUCUUGUUGAGACAUUGUUCGAGCUCGCUAGUAGCAAUAUUCCUCCCCGACUACGCGGCUGUACCUUUAUGGCUUUGCGGGCUUUGAUGGCACGCAAGUCACUGCAUGAGGGUGCUGUCAUGUGGAAUUGCCUCGAUCAAUGGAUCACCGGGGAAUUUUUUCUUCACCCAGUCACUUCUCAUCGUCAAUCGCAACAGUCGCCCAGCGUCUUCAUGGAGCGCAUCUUCGAUGAAAUAAGCAAUGGAUUCGAAGACCCAGAAUCCUUUAUCCAACUUCUGCUUUCCCUGGUCUCCCCAGCCACCGACAGUAGUCCUCUCAAUGAUGGGCUCCCUUUCCCUGAGAGUCUUGGGUCUUCCUCCCGCAUGCCCGGUAUUGAAGUUUACGUCGACUUUGUGAUGGGCCAAGUAUUUGCCACAAAGGCCAAUGAUCUCCAGGAUGUUAACCAGACCCGGGUAUUGCGUCUUAGCUGCCUGGAAUUCAUCCUGAUCUGCCUAAACACCUUCAACGAGGACCUCAUCAUCAUGGCGAAUGAAACAAACAUCAAUGUUGAUAGCGUUAUCGCGACUACCGACCUAGCAACCUAUGUGCGAAUGCAUCCUUUUGCAAGAGUGAUGGAAUGGAUGUUUAACGACAAGGUUAUGACAGCUCUUUUCAACACUAUCCACCAAGAACCUUCCGAUGUUGGAAAUGCUUCGCCUGACUCUCCUCUAAUUCUUGGCAUCUUGCGCGCCGUUGAGGUUAUCAGUAAGGUACUUGAUCUCCAAGCCACAUACCUUGAGCUUGUUCGACCCAUCGUCAAGCUUCAGUCAAAUCAACGCCGACCACCUGUAGCAAAUGCUGCAUUCGCUUCAUUUGAAGAUGGUUUGGUUACCCGAUUGAACCUUGUUGUCGAUCUAGGUAACUACUGUGGCAUUGGACACCCAGAGUUGACCCUUGCAUGCCUGAAACUACUCGAAAAGAUGUCAUCCUCGUCGAAGAUCACUGCUGUCUGGUCAGGAUCUAGUCGACAAAUGCAUCGCAACAAGGCUAUCGUUGCCCUGGAGGCAAAUGGUGAACAUGAAACAAUCUCCCGGUCAUUUGUCUCAGAGCUGAUAACCCCUCUGGAGACGGGACGUGAGGCAGACUCGCCAGCUUAUGUGACCAAAAUCUACAUUCUCGACUUUCUGUAUCAAUGUUUACAAGAAACGCCGCGCAAGCCUACAAUUGCACACCUGUUGCUUGGUUUCAAGUGUGGCAUCGACUCUCUUUCCGUCGAAGCUACGGGCGCUUUCGCUUCCAGAACCUCUCUGUUCCAUACAAUACUCCGGUUGCUACUAGAAGCUCCCUCCAGCGAUGCACAGGGAAUGCGACAAUGGCUUAUCGCCAUCAAGUCACGAGUGAUGCGUAUCUUGCAUAUUCUUUGGAGCUCCCCCCUAUCUGCUCCUGUGGUAGUCGAGGAGCUCCGUGAAAAUGAGAUUCUCUUUCACCUAUUGCUUCGGGAGACAGUCAUCAACCCCGACUUGCCUUGGGAGGGUGAGAAUGUCGCUCUGGUUCACUUCCCUGUCACAGACGGGGCUGUGGCCUUGAUAGAUUUCUUGUCGCUUCGAAGCAUGGGCUUGGAAUAUAUCGCCAUGGAACUUUGCAGCAUAGCACAAAACCGUAUGCCAAGCGUCAAGCGUCGUAUAUUCGAAGCUCUGAACGGUCAGAUUAUUGGAGAGGGAAAUACUCCUAUCCCCAUUCCUACAAUUUUUGAUCUUUACGACUUCCUACUUCCAGAAGGUGUCUGGGAUGUCCCUUUGCCUGCUCUCCAAUACUAUCAAGAUCUUGACUUGACAAGCUGCUUAGAGAACGAUGCCGAUGGCAACCAAAUUUACAACCUUGACCGCGUCAAAGAGGUUCUACUCCUAAAGCGCGGCGAGACCCAUGGAGUGGGAGUCUUGGUUGCUGCCCAGGAUCUUGCUGCCAUCGAAAGAGAGGAGAGCAUGAUAAUAGAAUACCUGAUUUCUUCUAAUCGUCAGAAGCAGCUAACAACACAGAGCCUCAAGGUUUUAAAGACGUGGACUAAACUACUUCUGGUCAUGAUUGAGUCGAAUGAUUUCAAGGGCUCGGCACAAAUCUCAUUCUUCCUGCAGGCUCUGCAAUCGAUUUUGCCCAGCCUGGAAGCGUUUGCUUCAGAAAGACCAGAUGAGGCUUUUGAGCUCGCGAAAUUAUCCAAGGUUCUGCUCUUCAAGCUUGACCUUUCGGCGUCGGCAGACGACAAGCAAGGCUCAGCUAUCGGCAACCUGAUCAGCGACAAACUCUUCCAGCUUUUCCAAAUCUGCCUGCAGGCCAUUGGCAAGUGGGCUGGUACGCCAGAGCUAAGAUCUGUCUACUACGGCAUCUGCUAUCGUUACUUGACUGGCAUGGCCGAUCAAGGGCCACUCACUUCUAACCGCUCGAAGACCAUCAAGACUAUUCAAGUGUACGGUGAGCGGUUAAUCAAUGUCAUCUGCGAUGACGCCUAUGGCGGCGAAGCGCAGUGUCAGACAUCGGCGCUCAUCCUUCUUAACGCCCUGAUAAGCAUGGGCCACCAGGAGAAUGAGGAUUAUGUGGUUGAAACUCUGAACCGACUUAACUUUAUUGGAAUUUUGGUUGAUUCGCUGCGCAAUAUCAUGCAAGAAUGGCACGAGGUCUUCUCAUCAGGCACUUCGGAGCAACAGAACUAUCAAAACGCACGUCUUGCCCUUCUUCUUGAGCUCGCACAAACUCGUUCAGGGGCCAAGUAUAUCCUUCAUUCCAACCUCUUCCGUGCCCUUGAGAUCUCUAGACUUUUCGGUGCAGAUCCUGAACUGCAGAUCAACAGCACAAAUUCGCGCGCCCUUGAGCAACACUACGAUCUCCUCGCCCAGGUUGUUCGCAUUGUGGGUGCCGCGCUUGUUUCUCGCGGCAGUCACAAUGUUGUCCAAGGCCGCCGGUUCCUUACCGACCAUCGCAUGCUCGUCACACAUACACUGAAGCGCAGUGCUGGCAUCGGAAGUGGCAACGCGGAUGAGGGUUUGGAUGAGAAGAUCGAAGAGCUGGCCGAAGGUUUAAUGGUCAUAAUCGCAGCAACACGGUUCCUUGAGUUUGAAAAUGAGGGGCUUCCUGAGCCUACACAGCAGAGCCAUGGGCUCUUCCACUAG
Fusarium coffeatum is the source of this 4995-nucleotide messenger RNA. RefSeq lists its product as uncharacterized. Gene Ontology annotation, molecular function: structural constituent of nuclear pore. The record is from RefSeq and is a predicted model, not a curated record. Gene Ontology annotation, cellular component: nuclear pore; nuclear pore inner ring. Gene Ontology annotation, biological process: nuclear pore organization. NCBI's taxonomy places the organism in Eukaryota, Fungi, Ascomycota, Sordariomycetes, Hypocreales, Nectriaceae. The coding region runs from base 1 to 4995 and encodes 1664 amino acids. The transcript has 4 exons.